ACAAAAAAAUCACUCUAAAUACAGCCAGAAAGAGGUGGUGGUCCGCUUCCGGAGGCGCUACGGGUUCGCCAUCCUCACCGUCUACACGCCGUCCUCCUUCUUCGUCUGCAUCGCUUACCUCACCACCUUCUUCCCCGUCUCGAAUUUGCAGGUCCGUGUGAUCAUCGCGCUGACGGCCAUGCUGGUGCUGACGACCCUGCUGAACCAGGUGUCAGCGCAGCUCCCGAGGAACUCCUACUUCAAAGCCCUCGACAUGUGGAUGUUCGGCGCCAUAGGACUCAUCUUCUCCAUCCUCAUCCUGCAGACCGUGGUGGAUGUCGUUCAUAGGAAGGCGCAGGAGAACGUUACAAAGGUUGUUCCAGCGUCAGAGAAAAAUGUCGUUCAGUUCGUGUCCGAAAAUCCCAAUACGGAGCAACGUGCAGUCAGGAUGUUGAAGUACAUGCAGAUUAUAUUUCCUCUUCUCAUGGGAGUACUAGUGUUAAUAUACUCUAUUUACCUCAUUAGUACCGUCAAAUAAGGUUCUUAAUUAGAGGAGUAUCCCAUGCCAUGUUCUCUAUCAUAGAAAACGUUGAUGUAAUUUGAGGUAUAACUGACCUGUUUGUAAUUUUCUACAUUAUAUGUUUACCAACACAUUUUUUGCUCUGAUAUCUCACACAUUUUUUCUUGGUUACAUAGAUUGUUCAACAGUGUAGAAGAAAUAGCAUCAAUUAAUGUAGUCUGACUUUAGAAUUGAUAUUUAUCAUAACUGAUAUUACUGUCUGAAUGGCAACAAUGAAGAUAUAUCUGAUAAUUGUAA
Messenger RNA from Penaeus vannamei (Pacific white shrimp), 796 nucleotides. Lineage: Eukaryota; Metazoa; Arthropoda; Malacostraca; Decapoda; Penaeidae. The record is from RefSeq and is a predicted model, not a curated record.